AUGUUUCUGAGACCUGAACAUCAGUUCGUCUCUUAUGGUCGCGAUGUUUACUUCUCUCUGGUGAACAAUUCAAAUGCGAGUCAAAAAUCGUUAAUAGCUGAUUCAGAUGGUGUGAUGCAUGUCUUACUAUGUCGCCUGAUUUUAGGGAAACUCGAACCAAUUCCUUUUGGUUCACAAAUCGAUCAACCGACAUCAACAAAGUUAAAUUCCGGUGUAUAUGAUCUUUCAUCACCCAAGAAAUAUAUCAUUUGGGAACCUUACAUGAACACCUUCGUUCUUCCCCUUUUCAUCAUCACUUUCAAAGCAAAUUUAUUAACAGGAGUAAGGAAGGAAAGGUGGCAUACUUCGGUUAAAAUUCUGAUGACGAACUUCCCGAAGUAUCUGAGUUCUUCAAAGAUGGCUUUUAUUUAA
Messenger RNA from Lactuca virosa, 411 nucleotides. NCBI's taxonomy places the organism in Eukaryota, Viridiplantae, Streptophyta, Magnoliopsida, Asterales, Asteraceae. The record is from the annotation of a GenBank genome assembly.